Cladophialophora yegresii CBS 114405 is the source of this 1311-nucleotide messenger RNA. RefSeq names its product ubiquitin-activating enzyme E1 C. NCBI's taxonomy places the organism in Eukaryota, Fungi, Ascomycota, Eurotiomycetes, Chaetothyriales, Herpotrichiellaceae. The transcript is spliced from 2 exons. Gene Ontology annotation, molecular function: NEDD8 activating enzyme activity. The record is from RefSeq and is a predicted model, not a curated record. Gene Ontology annotation, cellular component: nucleus; cytoplasm. Gene Ontology annotation, biological process: protein neddylation. The coding region runs from base 1 to 1311 and encodes 436 amino acids.
AUGGCGAUACCGGUUUCAUCCCUCCUCACCAACGGCACACCUUCGCCUCCCCGAGAACGAUGGACAUAUCUUGACCGCAUACUGUCCACAACGUCACCUUAUGCCGGCGAGGAGUUCGUUCCUGGAGAAGAGACCAUCGAUGCCUUGGAGUCUUCGCGUGUCCUGGUCAUCGGCGCUGGGGGGCUAGGCUGUGAGAUCCUGAAGAACCUGGCCAUGUCAGGCUUCAAGGACAUCCACGUCAUCGAUAUGGACACGAUCGACGUUUCAAAUCUAAACCGACAAUUCCUCUUCCGCCAAUCUGACGUGGGCAAAUCCAAAGCUGAAGUUGCCGCCGCUUUCGUCGAACGACGUGUGCCUGGAGUCAAAAUCACGCCCUACAAUGGUAAGAUCCAGGACAAGGACGAAGACUAUUACAUGCAAUUCAAGCUCGUCAUCUGUGGCCUCGACAGCAUUGAAGCACGGAGAUGGAUCAACGCCACCCUGGUCGACAUGGUCGACAUGGAGAACCCUGAAUCCCUCAAACCACUCAUUGACGGCGGAACAGAAGGUUUCAAAGGCCAAGCUAGGGUCAUCCUCCCCAGUCUUACAUCCUGCAUUGAGUGCCAAUUAUCCAUGCACGCACCACGAGCCGCCGUCCCACUGUGUACCCUCGCCACCAUCCCUCGUCAACCUCACCACUGUAUUGAAUGGGCCCACAUUGUCGCCUGGGAGGAACAACGCAAAAAUGACACCCUCGACACGGACAAUCCCGAACAUAUCUCCUGGCUGUACAGCACGGCGCUGAAACGUGCACAAGAAUUCAACAUCCCCGGAGUCACGUACUCAAUGACACAGGGUGUGGUGAAGAACAUCAUCCCCGCCAUAGCGAGCACGAACGCCAUCAUCGCGGCAGCAUGCUGCAAUGAAGCCCUGAAAAUCGCCACCUCUUGCGCCCCGUUUCUGGACAAUUACAUGAUGUAUACAGGCGACUCGAACGAAAGCGGUCUAUAUACGUAUACGUUUGCGGCGGAGAAGAAAGACGACUGUCCUGUAUGCGGAAAUCUGGCUCAGACCAUUACCAUCGACCCCGAGUGGACGUUAGAGGAGUUCCUCGCAAGUCUGGCUGAGAGGGCCGAGGCGCAGUUGAAGAAGCCGAGUAUUCGUACUGAGGCCAAGACGCUGUAUGUCCAAGCUCCGAAGAGUCUGGAGGAGCAGACGCGCCCGAAUCUGCAGAAGAAGAUGGGCGAGUUGGUCAGUGAUGGUGAGGAGGUGGGUGUCAGUGAUGCGGCGCUCACGAUCAGUUUCAAGUUCAGACUGGUGCGCAAGAAGUGA